This is a messenger RNA of Choloepus didactylus (southern two-toed sloth), 506 nucleotides long. It is a transcript of the gene NDUFA2, whose product is annotated as NADH:ubiquinone oxidoreductase subunit A2. The transcript is spliced from 3 exons. Bases 93 to 392 code for a protein of 99 amino acids. NCBI's taxonomy places the organism in Eukaryota, Metazoa, Chordata, Mammalia, Pilosa, Megalonychidae. The record is from RefSeq and is a predicted model, not a curated record.
ACCAACACACGCGAACGCUAGAGAGUGCGCGAUUGGCUGGUCAGGAGAACCUGACCGGUGGUCGGCCAUCGGGGGCUUCAGUACGAAAAAAGAUGGCGGCACCUACGGCAAUUCGGACGGUCGGGGCAAAACUGGGCUUGCGUGAGAUUCGCAUUCACUUAUGCCAGCGUUCGCCCGGAAGUCAGGGCGUCAGGGACUUCAUCGAAAAACGCUACGUGGAGCUAAAGAAGGCGAACCCCGACCUGCCCAUUCUAAUCCGCGAGUGCUCGGAUGUACAGCCUAAGCUCUGGGCCCGCUACGCAUUUGGUCAAGAGAAUAAUGUCUCCUUGAACAACUUUGGUGCUGAUCAGGUAGCCAGAGCUGUGGAAAACGUACUAAGUGGCAAAGCUUGAAGCCUCCACUGAGGGUUGAGAGCAACAGCCCCUGAGCCAGGGCUCUGCUGGACUGAGUACAAUGUGGAAAAAUGUUUUCUCCUGUUCUCUAUAAAGCUUGUGCUGUAAAAUGCU